AUUAAUCAUGUGUUUUAUUGAAGGAACAAAACAUCACUGUCACCAUUGAAUCGGUACCAAUUAAGAGCUCACAUUCAUUGCCUUGUUCUUUUCUCUGCCCUCUUUCUAUUUACUCACUUUCUUGUGUCCAAACUUAGUUAAACUUGUCACUCUUGGAUUUGCAUCUUCAAUGGCUCAAAUUACUCUUAUUUCUCCAGCAACUGGCAUAGCUAUUACUGGCAUGUAGGAGGAAGAAACUUGGUGAAAUAUCUGCAAGGUACAAAUUGAGCUCACUAUCACCACAUGUUAAUUGGAAUAUUCAAAGGCAUAUUCCAUGGGUUGAUUUGACUACUUCAUCAAAUUAUUAUUCAUAUGGUAAAAAUAAUACAAGGGCCGUAGUGAAUGUGAAUGUUUCUGAAGGAGGUGCCAUCUCUCUCCCUCAUGGUCAUGGCUGGCCACUUGAAAAGGUUUCUGAAGAUCAAAAAGGUUCUAAAACAAUGAAGGGUGCUUCAACACGUUUCUUCACAAUAGGUCUUGUAGCAGCAUGGUAUUCAUCCAACAUUGGUGUUCUUCUAUUGAACAAGUAUUUGUUAAGCAACUAUGGUUUCAAGUAUCCUAUUUUUCUCACCAUGUGUCAUAUGACAGCGUGUUCUUUGUUUAGCUAUGUUGCUAUAGCAUGGAUGAAGAUUGUUCCUAUGCAAACUAUUCGAUCCAGGGUUCAAUUCUUUAAGAUCUCUGCUUUGAGUUUGAUUUUCUGUGUUUCUGUUGUGUUUGGGAAUAUUUCGCUUCGAUAUCUUCCUGUGUCGUUUAAUCAGGCUAUUGGCGCGACUACGCCUUUCUUUACUGCCAUUUUUGCUUAUAUUAUGACCUUUAAGAGGGAGGCUUGUCUCACUUAUCUUACCCUUGUUCCUGUUGUUACUGGUGUUGUUAUUGCUAGUGGGGGUGAACCAAGUUUCCAUUUAUUUGGAUUCAUUGUAUGUGUUGCGGCUACGGCUGCAAGAGCCCUAAAAUCAGUGCUACAAGGAAUUUUGCUUUCUUCUGAAGGAGAGAAGCUGAAUUCAAUGAAUCUCCUCCUUUACAUGGCUCCAAUGGCAGUGGUUUUCCUUCUUCCCGCCACACUUAUAAUGGAAGAAAAUGUGGUUGGAAUCACGUUUGCUCUUGCUAGAGACGAUACCAAGAUAAUUUGGUAUCUGCUAUUUAACUCGGCUCUUGCCUAUUUUGUCAACCUGACCAAUUUUUUGGUCACGAAACAUACCAGUGCUCUGACCCUUCAGGUGCUAGGGAAUGCUAAAGGAGCUGUAGCUGUAGUAGUUUCAAUCUUAAUAUUUAGAAACCCAGUUUCAGUUACUGGAAUGAUGGGUUAUGGACUCACAGUCUUCGGAGUAAUACUCUACAGCGAAGCCAAAAAGCGAACAAAGGGAUAAUCGGGUCAUCAUUCUUGGGAAGACAGCACGGAUGAAGUUACAUCAUCAUUCUUGGGAAGACAGCACUGAUGAAGUUACAAUAUUUUGUUUUAGUUACUGCACAGACAACCUCACUUCAAUGAGGUGAAUUUGUUUAGAAUGCUAGUGACCAGACUCUGAAUCUUUGACUCUAAUAUACAAUUUUUUUGUCCCCACAUAGAAAGCCUCAUUGAAUGGGUCCUCUUUUGAGUUAUAGCAAUGAUGCAAAAAAAGCCCACAGUACAAAAGUUGCAAUAAGUGACUGAAAUUUCUCUACUUAAGCAUUCCAGGAUAAUUGAGUAAUGUCUUUUUGUCGUAUAUUCUUUGAGGAAAGAGUUGUAAAAUUGGAUAUCUACUCAUAUAUGUCAACUCUACUUACAUUUGUUUA
Molecule: messenger RNA, 1809 nt
Organism: Medicago truncatula (barrel medic)
Lineage: Eukaryota; Viridiplantae; Streptophyta; Magnoliopsida; Fabales; Fabaceae
Product: probable sugar phosphate/phosphate translocator At3g11320
Exons: 6
Coding region: 477-1403 (308 amino acids)
Source: RefSeq, a predicted model, not a curated record